Mesocestoides corti is the source of this 1446-nucleotide messenger RNA. NCBI's taxonomy places the organism in Eukaryota, Metazoa, Platyhelminthes, Cestoda, Cyclophyllidea, Mesocestoididae. The record is from the annotation of a GenBank genome assembly.
AUGUUUUGGUGCCCUCAAAUCGGCAACCCGCUUCUCGUCAUCACGAGAAUCCCAGUCGAACUUCUGCCCUCAAGCCAUCGGGAGUUCGUUGUGCCCUUCGUUUGUGUAAGUGUGAAGGAUUGUCAAAAGCGUGACCUGGUCGAAGGCCGUUACGAUAAAAAUCAAGAGUCUGGAAGUUGGAAUUCACUCAUACUCCCUCCACAGGAGGACAAAUCCACGGGAUUCACUUACUACUAUAACGCGGCUUCACCACGUGUGCCGUCGGCCCCUUGCGGUGCCAGCUGGCAUCGUAAAUUGCGUGCGCGCGCGCGCGCUUUCAAGUGCGACGGAGGUGAGGGGGGGAGAGGAGAAGGGGUGCCGGCCUCUGUCCCGGUCUGCGACCACGUAAUUGAACCGCUAUUCCGGACCACCCCGAAGGGACACGCCCGGGGCGACCAGUGGCCCUCACCACUUCUGCUGAUGGACGGGCUGAAACCACGGCGGCCAUUUUUCACAUCACAACAUGCCUCUACACUUGGUCGAUCACGGAGCAAAGAACGGUCGGGCGAGAUGGGUUCCAAGCCUGCGUGCCCUGGGUGCGUUCCUGGUGCUCGGGUUGCCCGUUCAUCACGUUCUACGCACGAAACCGUGCCUGCGCACAUCUAUGCGCAGUUCAAUAUUCCCGCCUGCCCCCGCCAGUCAAUCCGCGUAGAUCUGCUCUUCGCCAAUUGGCUCAGUUUGCGGUGGACCAUGCGAUUGGCUGAAUAUUAUCGCAGGCGCGAAAUAACAGUAAAAAUAUCACCCAGGCGAUUUUUAACGCGUUUGCCGCGGACCAUGAAUGCGUGGUUUCCAUUCGGCUAUGGCAAUAAUAGUGGAGCAGCCGAUCCUAACACACAGCAAACUGCUGGAGAGCGGUCCUCGGAUGGAGCUUACGAUUCUUCAAUUUCUAGGACGCCUCAGUUUUGGGGACAGGUUACUAAGGAGACAAACGCUGAACAACAGAAUGCAGCCACAACAGUAACAACAACAGCACCGUUAAUGUCAGCCGCCGCGGCUGUGGCUCAGAGCUUCUUCAGCGGGGCAUCUGUCCAGUCGACAGCCCCUUUGAAUUCGCUCCUCACAGUGGCAGCUGCGAACCAGCACCAAGUGGCUCCUACGAGAGUUGAUAGUUUUGGGUCAUCUAGACGCUCCCCUGAGAGUUCUGCGCCGUCUGAGCAGAGUGUUCCCUCCCCCCAUCGGAACUAUUUUUCACCCACCCUCGAUGGCUACCAACAGGGAUUUCUUCAAUCUACAAUUCCUAGGGUUGAAACCCCAAAUCUACCACCACCUCCUCCGCCCCCACCGCCAAGUUACACCGUGGGAGGGAUACCUUCCAGUGGGGACUCAAACCCUGGAUCAAGCAUGUCCGGAAAUGUUGGAGGGUCUGUGGAACAGAUAUGGCCUUGGAUGACCGUAGUUGGUGAGUGA